Molecule: messenger RNA, 945 nt
Organism: Syzygium oleosum
Lineage: Eukaryota; Viridiplantae; Streptophyta; Magnoliopsida; Myrtales; Myrtaceae
Exons: 9
Coding region: 1-945 (314 amino acids)
Biological process (GO): negative regulation of translation; mRNA catabolic process
Cellular component (GO): P-body; CCR4-NOT core complex; CCR4-NOT complex
Source: RefSeq, a predicted model, not a curated record
AUGACUGAGAAUUUGGAUUGCAGAAUUUCCAGUGACUUGAGGCUGCAUCACCCUCAGAAGGCAGAUGCAAUGCAGCAACAGAUUUUGGCAAAGAGUUGGGGAAUGAAAGCGAUUCCCCAAUUGAUUCUCAAGCUUCAGGACCCCAAAUUCAGGGAAUCUGCUCUUCACUUGCUUAGUUCUUUUCUUUUCCAGGAGGUGCUCUUGAUCUACAGGAUGAUGGCUGAUGGAAGUCUAAAUGAGAGAGCAUGCAUGCGCCUUAUCAAUGUCAUUAUACUAUUCCAGUUUGUUAGUUCAGCCUGCAUUGUUAACUUCUUGGUACCCUUACUACUGUUCGCAUCCACACUGGAGGUGUAUGACAAUGUGAGAGCUGUUGCCUCGUCAGUGUUUGGCAUUUUAUGCCAGGCAAGAGAAUCCAGUGCUGUCCAAUGGGCUAUUGAAAAUGUGGUGGUGGAAGGAUGCUUAAUUAGCGUGGACACUGGAAACGAACUCACAAAAGUGAUUGGACUUCACAUUGUUGAAUCCAUACUUUGGGUUGACUUUGGAAUAUCGUACAUUUUCAGUCCUGCAGCAGAUCAUCUGUUGAAUAGACUGAUGAGAACAUGGGAUACUUUGGUAAAUCAGAUAGCUGUUGUCCAUGACUUCCCUCCUCGAAUCCUCUUUCCUACAUCCGGUGCUACACUCUUAUGUCAUGAUGAAAGGGGACACAAUCUUGUGAAGCAGUCACUUCCUGAAUCCUUCAUCAAUGGCACUUUUCAUGAAAGCCUGAAGGAGUUUCCCGUAAUUCAUAGAUUGCUUUCACAACUACCACUGAUCGCCGGUAUAAAUGACUCACGAGCGGCUCCUUCAGUUCACGAGAUCUCAUCAUUCAGAAACGAAACAGGACUAAUGGUGUCGAGUGUUUCCCGAAGCUGCUGCAUUUCGGCGUUCGGGUGCUAUAUUGCAUAA